AUGGCCCAACCUGCCUGUUACCAUUUGAGGAGCAGGAGGACGGAUGAAAGUCCAAUUCCAGUAAAGCCGCUGAAGGCCAGGCUUACACAGCCCAAAACUCCACUGCUUCAAACAAGACAGCGCUUCAGACCUGUAACUUGCAAGAGUGCAGCUGAGUUGGAGGCAGAGGAAAUAGAGAAGCUCCGACAAUACAAAUUCAAAGAUCAGGAGCUUAAUCCAAGGAUCAUAGAGGGUGGGCCAAUCCUGCCCAAGAAACCCCCUGUGAAAGAGCCCACACAGCCUAUUGGAUUUGACUUGGAAAUUGAAAAAAGGUUUCAGGAGCGAGAGAGCAAGAAACAGCAGGAGGAAGAGCAUUUUGAAUUCCAUUCCAGACCAUGUCCAGCUAAAAUCUUGGAGGAUGUUGGGGGUGUUCCAGAAAAGAAGCCCCUUCCUGUUACAGUUCCUAAAUCCCCAGCCUUUGCAUUGAACAACAGAGUCCAAAUGCCUACUAGAGAGGAAGAAAAGGGAGAGGAGGUGGUCCCAGUGAUCAAAGCUAACCCCAUGCCACUCUAUGGAGUGCCCUUCAAACCUAAAGCCCCCAAGCAGAGGCAUGUGGAAGUGUGCCCCUUCUCUUUCGAUUCUCGUGACAGAGAGAGGUGGCUGCAAAAGGAAAAAAAAAUAGAAGAGCUGCAAAAAGAGAAGGUACCAAAGUUCAAAGCACUACCCCUGCCUCAGUUUGACCACAUCAACUUGCCACAAAAAAAAGUGAAGAAUGCAACACAACCAGAGCCCUUCCGUCUGCAGACAGAUGAACGGGGAGCUACCAAGUUGCAGAAUUGGCAGCAACAGAUCAAAGAAGACCUGAAACGGCAGAAAGAGGCAGCGUGUUUCAAAGCUAAUCCAAACAUUGUUGUGCACCAGGAGCCUUUUGUGCCAAAGAAGGAUACCAAGCCAAUGUCAGAGAACCUUUCUGGUUCCAUAGUUGCUGAAAGCUUCGAGCUAGCGACAGAAAAGAGAGCAAAAGAACGUCAAGAGUUCGAAAAGCGACUGGCUGAGUUGGAAACCGAAAAAGAGAAGCUUCACGAAGCGGCCAGACAGCUGGAGGCCGAGCGGGAGAAAGAAGAACUCUCCAGGCUGAGACAAGAACUGGUACACAAGGCAAACCCAGUUCGCAAGUACCGCCGUCUGGAGGUGAAGCCAAGUGACCAGCCUCUGACCGUGCCAAAGUCUCCGAACUUUUCCGACCGAUUUCAGAGUUGAUAUGCACCAAUGUGUCGGAGCCCUCCUUUCCCAGCCGCUUGGGUGUAGAGAAAAA
Molecule: messenger RNA, 1294 nt
Organism: Dermochelys coriacea (leatherback sea turtle)
Lineage: Eukaryota; Metazoa; Chordata; Testudines; Dermochelyidae
Product: targeting protein for Xklp2-like
Biological process (GO): regulation of mitotic spindle organization; activation of protein kinase activity
Cellular component (GO): microtubule; spindle
Source: RefSeq, a predicted model, not a curated record